This is a messenger RNA of Ahaetulla prasina, 1924 nucleotides long. RefSeq names its product BSD domain containing 1 (gene BSDC1). The transcript is spliced from 11 exons. The record is from RefSeq and is a predicted model, not a curated record. Gene Ontology annotation, cellular component: cytoplasm. Lineage: Eukaryota; Metazoa; Chordata; Lepidosauria; Squamata; Colubridae. The coding region runs from base 495 to 1823 and encodes 442 amino acids.
AAGACAGCUUUAGAUCUCUAUAAAUUUCUAGGGUUUUUUUCCCCCCCUUUCCGCGUGGUGCGCAAUCGCCCCCUUCCCGUUUCACCCUUUACACUCCUGGAAACUGCCACGGUAGGGAGAAAAUAUUCUAAGAGCUUUUCGAGCAAAUAAUUUGACCCUCGGCAGCUGCCGUAGCUGCAACUGCCAGCCGACUCAGAAAAGAUCAUCGAGCUUUUCUAAAUACAGAAGCCGUUCUCUGCACUGGCUUCCGGUUCCUGCUACAGAAGCGGGUGGAAACCUUUUGCGAAAACAACGUGGAUGGAGAGUGUCCGGAAAAGAUCGCCUUCUUCUGCUUGGAAUGCAACGACGGGCAUCCGCGCCGUUCAGACUCCUUUAUGGUCCCUUUUCUUUACCUCGGGUGGUAAGAGAGGUGCCCGGAAACGUAUUUGUGGUUACGGGAGGUCACGGAACGGCCGGAAGCUGCGGUUGUUGCGCCUCGGAGGGGCGGAGCUUCAAUGGCGUGUCAAAGGGAAGAUGGAGGCUGGUGGAGGAGCUGGCUACAGCAGAGCCUUCAAACGGUCAGGGACAAGUCUACGGAGGCCUUGGAGUUCAUGAAACGUGAUCUAACAGAAUUCACCCAGGUGGUCCAACAUGAUACAGCUUGCACCAUCGCUGCUACUGCCAGUGUGGUCAAAGAAAAGUUGGCUACUGAAAGCUCUUCAGGGGCAACGGAAAAAGUGAGAAAAGGACUCUCCAACUUUUUGGGUGUUAUUUCAGACACAUUUGCACCCUCCCCAGAUAAGACCAUUGACUGUGAUGUCAUAACCCUGAUGGCAACUCCAUCUGGGACCACAGAGUUGUACGACAGUGCCAAGGCUCGGCUCUAUAGCCUUCAGUCUGACCCCGCCACUUACUGCAACGAACCUGAUGGACCACCUGAGCUAUUUGAAGCCUGGCUUUUGCACUUCAGCUUGGAGGAGAAGAAAGGAGAGAUAUCCGAGUUGCUGGGAAACAGCCCAUCCAUCCGUUCCCUCUACUCCAAAAUGGUGCCUGUAGCUGUCUCCCACUCGGAAUUCUGGCAGCGGUACUUCUAUAAAGUGCAUCAGUUGGAGCAGGAGGAGCUUCGGAGGGAGGCUCUGAAGCAGCGGGCCGACCAAAGUGUUCACUCAGAAGACCCAGGAUGGGAGGAGGAAGAGGAAGAGGAAUUCCUUGGAUCCUUUUCCUCCUCCUCACAAGCUGUAAUCCAGGCAGAGUCUUCCCAGCCUGCACUGCCGGCUUCCCCCGUCUUGGCAGCAGAAGCCAUUCCGACCCUGGAGGCCUCGGUGGAGAUGUGGGCCACGCUGAGCGCCACCCCAGCAGAGGCGACCCCCUCAGAAAGCAGCGAGAGCGUCUCCCUGGUGACUCAGAUCACAAACCCCUUACAGACUGGAGCCUCCCUUGCAGGAGCUGGGGACGAUUCCCCGAAGCUGCAGGAAGCUGGCAGAGACGAACAGGGAAGCUCCUUGGCUAAAGCAGGGAAGCCUGCACAGCCUUCUCCACCUCCCCAGGAGGCCAAGGCCUCUUCAGAGCAGCCCAAGGAGCGUGCAGAGAGCAGGUCAGGCAACAGGACAGAGACUCUGCGAGAGGACGCACCUCUGGACUUGCGACUCUUCGAGCUCAAUUCGGACAGUGGGAAGUCCACGCCGUCCAAUAACGGCAAGAAAGGCUCGAGCACAGAUAUAAGCGAGGACUGGGAAAAGGACUUUGACCUGGACAUGACAGAAGAAGAGGUUCAGCUGGCCCUUGCCAAAGUAGACAUCUCUGCGGCAGAGAUGGAAGACGAAGAAUGGGAGGACUGGGAAUAACAAGGGCCUUUGCUCUCCAUGGGCUCCUUGGACUCCAGCCUUGCCCCUCCCCCCCACACCCGCACCAUCCAGUGUGAAUUAAAUCACAGACCAACUGGUUC